Messenger RNA from Macroventuria anomochaeta, 849 nucleotides. Its product is annotated as carbohydrate esterase family 12 protein. The transcript has 5 exons. The coding region runs from base 1 to 849 and encodes 282 amino acids. Lineage: Eukaryota; Fungi; Ascomycota; Dothideomycetes; Pleosporales; Didymellaceae. Gene Ontology annotation, molecular function: hydrolase activity. The record is from RefSeq and is a predicted model, not a curated record.
AUGAAGCUUCAGUCAAUGCUCGCGUGUUUGUUGAGCACUGCCAUCGUUGUCUCGGCAAAAGUAUCGACAAUCUGGCUAGCGGGCGAUUCGACGACAGCUCCUGAUGGCGGACACAACGGUACAGAAGGCUGGGGACAGUACCUCAAAUACUCUUUCGGUGACCAAGCGGUUGUGAACAACUCUGCGUAUGCUGGUAGAUCAGCGCGAUCGUUCACCCGCGAAGGUCGCUUCGAUAAGAUCGCGCAAGCACUCCAGCCAGGUGACUGGGUGGUCAUCGAGUUCGGUAUCAACGAUGCUGGUGCGCCUCAGAAUGGGUCAACCAGCACAACCGGUGAUAAAGGCAGGGCAGAUUGUCCUGGCGCAGGAAAUCAGACUUGCACUGUGGUCUUCAACAACGCCACAGAGGUCGUCCAGACCUUCCCAACAUAUGUAAAAGCAACGGCUCGCAAGUUCCUUGACCUGGGAGCAGCGGGUGUGGUUAUUGCUGAGCAGCUGCCGACAAACGUCUGGGAGUCGGGAAACUACUCGUACAGAUCUCCAAUAUUCGCAUACUACAGCCAGCUGGCUACUCUCGAACUCGGUGGCCCAGCUUCCAACGUAUUCUUCGUGCAGCACGGAGGCUAUGCUGCUCAAGCACAAAGGUUGCUCGGGAAGACUGUUGUCGAUGCGAACUAUCCGAUGGACCAUACGCACACGGCUCCGUUCCUGGCAGAUGUGCACAGCCAGGCUUUUGUUCUGGGCUUGAAGUGUGGAACGAGUCCUCUCGCGAACUUGGUUGUCAAUGCUACUGCACGCAUCGAGCAGGCGAGAGGGCCGUGUCUGCCUGCGAACGCCACUCUUCCAAUCUGA